UGUUUUACUUCUGUUAAGUAACUACUGUACUGACCUCGUGAUGAAAACUGCAAUUUUAGCCUUUAUGCUAUUUUCUGCAUGUUCUGCCUUUAAAUUCAAGGUGCAUCCCGAUGUAGUGAAGUCUUGGGCAGGUGUGGUAACUCCUUACAGUGAGGAAUGCGCUGCGGAAACUAAUGUGAACUCCAAGGAACAGUUCACAGCCAUUUUUAGUAUGAAUUUUCCCGACACCCACGAGUUUCACUGCUUUACAGAAUGCAUUUUGCGCCGGUGGGGUAUCUACGAUCCGGAGACGGGCGCUCUUGAUCUAAAGAGAUUUGAAGAUUCCGCAGUGGGAUUUAACGCGGACAUUACUCAAAAGUGCUACGGAAAAUCCAAACAUAUUGUCGAUCAUUGCGAAAAGAUUUUCUCCGCUAUUAACUGUGUUAUUACAAACCUUUUUAAAGACCAAUAGUGAUAUCCUUACAAAUAAACUAUUAGAUGCGUUA
Photinus pyralis (common eastern firefly) is the source of this 485-nucleotide messenger RNA. RefSeq lists its product as uncharacterized. The transcript has 2 exons. The record is from RefSeq and is a predicted model, not a curated record. Gene Ontology annotation, molecular function: odorant binding. Lineage: Eukaryota; Metazoa; Arthropoda; Insecta; Coleoptera; Lampyridae. Bases 41 to 451 code for a protein of 136 amino acids.